Molecule: messenger RNA, 1743 nt
Organism: Lucilia cuprina (Australian sheep blowfly)
Lineage: Eukaryota; Metazoa; Arthropoda; Insecta; Diptera; Calliphoridae
Product: frequenin-1
Exons: 8
Coding region: 936-1499 (187 amino acids)
Molecular function (GO): calcium ion binding; calcium sensitive guanylate cyclase activator activity
Source: RefSeq, a predicted model, not a curated record
CAAUCGAACCGAGUGGAUGUAAAGCGAUAAUAAAAACGACGGGCGCGAGUGAAAAUUUUAGUUUUUAUUUUAAUAAAUUAUUAAAAUUAAUGUUUUAUUAAGUUAUUAAGUGUCUUAAUAUUAAGUAAAUGUAAAAAAUCCCUAAUAUUAAAGAAAAGUGUUAAUAAGUGUUAGUUAAAAAAAGAAAAGAAGUUGUUUGUUCCUUAUAACAAAAGAAACAACAACAAGAACAAUUGAAUGAAGGUUGCUGCAAAAGCUGUCAAUAAACAAAUUAAAUAUCAAUGUAAUCAAUUAUGACAUCAAAUGUUAACAGACGCUACCUUGGCCUCUAUUUGUCCCUAAAUAUUGUUGGUAAAACUAUGAAAACCAUACAAUACAAUGAAAAUUUUUAGCAUAUAAAAACAAGGAAAAACAGGACAACACAAAGAAUAAAAAAAACAAAUUUCAAUACAAAACAAGAAAACAACAAGCUAUUUAUUUAAUGCUAUAACAAAGAAAAUUAAAUAAAAGAAGCUACAAUAGAAAAAAAUCAAUAUAUAGUACAUUUAAUAAUACAUUUACAACUAAAUUGUAUUGAGGAAUAACAACAGAAAUAAUACAAAAAACAAAGAAAGUAACUAAAUCAAUCAGUCAGAGCGGCGCAAAAAGACAGCCUAAACGUCAAAACAGCCCCUUCAUCAGUUUUUAUGUCCUGCCAUCAUUAUCAACAACACCGCCAAUACCAAUAACACUCCUACUACCAACAACUGGCCACAAGUUUUAUUUUAACAUAAAAUAAGCAAAAGCUAAAAGUAAUAAGAAUUACUAACAGGACAACCAUUGCCAUAAAAAUAACAGACAGUUAGAAGAAGAAGAAAAAAAAGGACACCACUUAAAGUAAAGUGAGUGUGUCUGCGCGUGCAAGUGUUUGAGUGAGAGUGUUUAGUGCCGCAAAUAUGGGGAAGAAAAGCUCCAAAUUGAAACAGGACACCAUUGAUCGUUUAACAACGGAUACCUAUUUUACAGAAAAAGAAAUCAGACAAUGGCAUAAAGGAUUCUUAAAAGACUGUCCCAAUGGUUUACUCACAGAGCAAGGCUUUAUAAAAAUCUACAAACAAUUUUUCCCUCAAGGAGAUCCUAGUAAAUUUGCCUCGUUAGUUUUCCGGGUAUUUGAUGAAAAUAAUGAUGGUUCAAUAGAAUUUGAAGAAUUUAUACGAGCUUUGUCGGUAACAUCGAAAGGCAAUUUAGAUGAAAAAUUACAAUGGGCUUUUCGUUUAUACGAUGUGGACAAUGAUGGUUAUAUAACGCGAGAGGAAAUGUACAAUAUUGUUGAUGCCAUUUAUCAAAUGGUGGGUCAACAACCCCAGGCGGAGGAUGAAAAUACACCCCAGAAACGAGUGGAUAAAAUAUUUGAUCAAAUGGAUAAAAAUCAUGAUGGAAAAUUAACAUUAGAAGAAUUUCGUGAGGGUAGUAAAGCUGAUCCACGUAUAGUUCAGGCGUUAAGUUUAGGUGGUGGUUAAAUCCUUUUCCUAUUAGUUAAAAAGAGUUUACCAUUUAAAUUCGUUUCCUUCUAUUUAUACUCAAAUCAAUUAACAAACUUAAGCUUUAAAGCUGUCUCUCUAACAUACCAAAGAUAUCUAAGUUCUUCUUUUUUUAAUUAUUAUUCAAACUUAAAAAACAGUUAUUUUAAUAAAAUAAAUAUUUUCUUUAAAUGUUAAAAAAAAAAAAAACAAUUAAUUUACUUCUUUAAACUUUAAAUUUAAA